UUCAAUCACUUCACUUCUCCCCCCACACUCCCAAACAUAAACUACAUCCAUUCUAUUUCUCCUUCACCCAAUUCCUCAGCUUACCAACAAUCUCUCCAACCCCAAUUCCCUAAAUAUGGCUUCUAUGGCUAUGACAGCUUCCUUCCUCCCCACCACAGCCACUAAGCAACCCUCCUCCACCGCCCGUCGACCCCUUAUUGUUGCCAAAGCAUCCACCUCUAACCAAGCCUCCAAUGUCAACAUGGAGGUCAAGAAUGUGAAGGUAGAGAGCAGGCAAGGGCGGCGGGAGUUGGUGGCGGCUGCUGUCACAGUAGCAGCUGCAACCUUGGCGAAGGCGGCAAUGGCGGAUGAGCCGGCACGUGGGUCUCCUGAAGCCAAGCAGAAGUAUGCUCCAAUCUGUGUCACAAUGCCUACUGCCCGUAUUUGCCGCAAGUGAUUUUGAAGAGAUGUGUUUUGCUUUUUCUUUUUUUUCUCUGUUGUCUUUCUUCUUCAUGUCUAUUAAAACCCUUCCAUUUGGUUUCAGACUUUGAAGUUUGAUUGUAAAAUCUGUAAAACAAAGCUAUGAAUUGCCAUGAAUCUCUCUCUUCAUGCCUUUUUUUUCUU
Cucumis sativus (cucumber) is the source of this 603-nucleotide messenger RNA. RefSeq names its product photosystem II 5 kDa protein, chloroplastic. Lineage: Eukaryota; Viridiplantae; Streptophyta; Magnoliopsida; Cucurbitales; Cucurbitaceae. The record is from RefSeq and is a predicted model, not a curated record. The coding region runs from base 116 to 436 and encodes 106 amino acids. The transcript has a single exon.